CAUACAGAGCAUACAGAGCCAGAUGGAGCAGGCGGACCAUGGCGACCUGGCAGCGCUCCUGCCGGAGGACGUGCUCGCCGACGUGCUCCGUCGCGUGGCGGAGCCGCGCUGGCUCGCCAUAUCGCGCUGCGUCUGCAAGGCGUGGCGAGCCAUCAUCGACGGCGAGGGCCUCCUGCGCACAGACCUCCCGUUUAGCGGGUUCUUCAUCACCUUCGCGGAGCUCUGUUUGCCCGAGUUCUUCGCCCGCCCCUUGUCGCGCCUGGGUCGGCGAGCAAUCAGUGGCAAGCUCGAUUUCCUACCCACACCCAUUAAAGUGAGCUCCGGUGGGUGGAGGCCGUACAGCUUGGACGGCGACUACUACAUCCAGGAUCACUGCAAUGGACUCCUCUUGCUCGACGAUUACGUGGUUAACCCGGCCACCCGAUGCUGGAACGCUCUGCCCUCGUGCCCGCACAAUCAUACUACGGACGGGGGAAUAGUCCGUGGUAUUUUAUUACAUGAUUGUUAUCUGGCAUUUGAUCCCAAGGUGUCAUCCCACUACCAGGUGUUUGAGGUCCCUUAUUUGUGUCGGGGUAAAGAUGAGACUGAUCCUUUAGAGGAGACAUCCGAAUGGCCUCCAUCUUCAUAUAUCUUGCAUGUAUUCUCUUCAAGGAGAGGCUGUUGGGAGGAGAGGCUGUUUGUUCGACAAGGGGAUGCUGCAGGAACAGUUGCAAAGGCGCGUGUGUUCUUUGAGGGCCAACAAAACUCGGUCUAUUGGCGUGGAUACCUUUACGUGCAUUGUCAAGGUGAUUUUAUUAUGAGGAUAUCUUUGUCUGAAGAUAAGUACAGUGCGAUUAAGGCACCAAUGGGUGUUGGAGAUACCAAUUAUAUAGGAUUAUCGGAGAAAGGAGUAUACUUUGCGUCAUUUGUUAAGAAUCACAUUCGGGUUUGCAUCCUGAAUGAAUCAUCUAAUCAGUUAGAGUGGAUAUUAAAGCACGACUACGACCUUAAGCCCAUCCAAAUGUUUGAUGGCCAAGUUCAUGGACCCUGGAUCUUAGAAGACAUUAACUAUGGAAUCUUUCGUUCUCAUCUUCCAAAUAUCAACAAGGAAGAAGUAAUCCAGGAGAAAUUUGAAUGGAACUCCGACGAUGAUGAUUUCCCUGAGAAUGAAGACAAGGUUGAAGUGCACCGUCGCCGUCCAUAUUUUGAAAUCGAGAUACUUGGAUUUCACCCAUACAAAGAGAUUCUCUUUUUGAGUAGGUCAGAGACCUUCAAACUAAAAGCAAUGGCGUUCGCCUAUCAUUUGAAUAGCUUCAAGAUUGAAAGUUUAGGAAGCAUAUACCCAAGUUGUCACAAAUAUUUCGACUCUGGCCUUGCUAAUGAAGCUCGGGAGAUCGAAUCUUUUCCAUACACACCAUGUUGUUGGAUCCAAGAGAUCCCAGGAAGAGUAAAUUAAUCUAGAUGCUCCUUCCCCAACAUGUUAGUAUAUAUAUUUUUUUAUUUAUUCGGAUCGUUUUUGGUUCUGACACCGGAGCUAUAAAUCAUUCUUUAAUUAUUA
Molecule: messenger RNA, 1537 nt
Organism: Triticum aestivum (bread wheat)
Lineage: Eukaryota; Viridiplantae; Streptophyta; Magnoliopsida; Poales; Poaceae
Exons: 2
Coding region: 23-1435 (470 amino acids)
Molecular function (GO): protein binding
Source: RefSeq, a predicted model, not a curated record